Pollicipes pollicipes is the source of this 2710-nucleotide messenger RNA. RefSeq names its product threonine--tRNA ligase (gene ThrRS). Gene Ontology annotation, cellular component: cytoplasm; mitochondrion. Gene Ontology annotation, molecular function: ATP binding; threonine-tRNA ligase activity. Lineage: Eukaryota; Metazoa; Arthropoda; Thecostraca; Pollicipedomorpha; Pollicipedidae. Bases 107 to 2455 code for a protein of 782 amino acids. The transcript is spliced from 14 exons. Gene Ontology annotation, biological process: threonyl-tRNA aminoacylation. The record is from RefSeq and is a predicted model, not a curated record.
CUUUGUAAAAGUUGUCCAUACGUGUGUGGACACGUGUGGCAGGUCUGGGGAGCUGCGGCGGGCCGGUGGGAGACGUGGAAAAGUCUGUAUUGCAUUAGAUGGAAACAUGCAGCAAUUCUUAGACAACCUAGACAAGCUAUUGGAAGAGCGAAGUUAUGUUGACGGCUUUUGCGCGUCCUCCCUGGACCAGUCUCUGUUCAAGCUUGUCACAAAGCCAGAUGCCGGGAAAUACCCGCACGUCGGGCGCUGGCAUCGGCACAUUGAGGGUCUGGUCAAACUAGGGACGCCGUUCGUGGCGUCCGCCAGGUCGCUGCACGAGUGCGGCAUCGACGCCCCGCAGGCGGCGCCGGGAGCGCCAGAGAGAGCAAGGUCAAAAAUGAAGGACAAGAAGGGUGCAGUAGGCGAUAAAGGGAAAGGAGUUGCAGCAAAGGAGCUUAGUCCAUGGCCAGGCUAUAUUCAGGAGCGGCUGUCGCUGUGGGACCGGCUGAAAGCCAAGGCUGAUGCCGAGCUGGCGGCCAAGACGCCCGAGCCGAUCAGUGUCACCCUGCCCGACGGCAGGGUGGUGGAGGCGCAGUCGUGGCGUACCACACCCUACGACGUAGCCAAGGGCAUCAGCCAAGGUCUGGCCGACAACACGGUAAUCGCCAAGGUGAAUGGAGAGCUUUGGGACCUGGACCGGCCGCUGGAGGGCGAUGCCUCGCUGCAGUUGCUGAAGUUCGACUCGGACGAGGGCAAGUAUGUGUUCUGGCACUCGACUGCGCACGUGCUGGGCGAGGCGAUGGAGCGCGUGUACGGCGGCUGUCUCUGCUACGGUCCGCCCAUCGAGGAGGGCUUCUACUACGACAUGCACCUAGAGGACGGCCAGGUGAGCAGUCAGGACUUUGACUCACUGGAGACGGUGAUGAAAUCGGCCAUCAAGGAGAAGCAACAGUUCGAGCGGCUGGAGAUCUCCAAGGAGGACCUGCUGAAGAUGUUCCGCUACAAUAAGUUCAAGGUGCGCAUCCUCCAGGAGCGCGUGCAGACGCCGACCACCACGGCGUACCGGUGCGGCCCGCUGAUCGAUCUGUGUCGCGGCCCGCACGUGCGUCACACCGGCAAGAUCAAGGCCUUCAAGGUCACCAAGAACUCGGCCACCUACUGGGAGGGUCGGGCCGAUGCCGAGUCGCUGCAGCGUGUCUACGGCAUCUCGUUCCCGGACACCAAGCAGCUGAAGGAGUGGCAGCAUUUCCAGGAGGAGGCGGCCAAGCGUGACCACCGCAAGCUGGGCCGGGAGCAGGAGCUGUUCUUCUUCCACGAGCUGUCGCCCGGCUCGUGCUUCUUCCAGCCGCGUGGUGCGCACAUCUACAACACGCUGGUGGAGUUCAUCCGGACCGAGUACCGCAAGCGCGGCUUCCAGGAGGUCGUGUCGCCCAACAUCUACAACGUCCGGUUGUGGGAGACGUCGGCCCACUGGCAGCACUACGCCGAGAACAUGUUCUCGUUCGAGGUGGAGAAGGAGAAGUACGCGCUGAAGCCGAUGAAUUGCCCGGGCCACUGCCUCAUCUUCGACCACCGGCCGCGCUCGUGGCGCGAGCUGCCGCUGCGGCUAGCCGACUUCGGCGUGCUGCACCGCAACGAACUGUCGGGCGCGUUGUCCGGCCUGACGCGCGUCAGACGCUUUCAGCAGGACGACGCGCACAUCUUCUGCACCCACGACCAGAUCAAGACGGAGGUGAUGGGCGCGCUGGCCUUCCUGCGCGACGUCUACUCCUGCUUCGGCUUCACGUUCCAGCUGAACCUGAGCACCCGGCCGGAGAAGUUCCUCGGCGAGGUGGAGCUCUGGGACGACGCCGAGAAGCAGCUGAAGGACUCGCUGGACGCCUCGGGCCAGCAGUGGCAGCUGAACCCCGGUGACGGUGCAUUUUACGGGCCCAAGAUCGACAUCCGCGUGCUGGACGCGCUGCGCCGUUACCACCAGUGCGCCACCAUCCAGCUCGACUUCCAGAUGCCGAUCCGAUUCAACCUCAACUACAUCAGCGAAAGCGGCGAGAAGAAGCGGCCGGUGAUCAUCCACCGGGCGGUGCUGGGCUCUGUGGAGCGGAUGAUCGCCAUCCUCACCGAGUCGUACGGCGGCAAGUGGCCGUUCUGGCUGUCGCCUCGCCAGGCGGCCGUCGUUCCGGUGGGCCCCGCCUACGACGCGUACGCGCUGGAGGUGCGUGAUCGUGUGCAUGCGGCCGGCUUCUGCUGCGACGCCGACCUGGACGCCGGCGACACGAUGAACAAGAAGAUCCGCAACGCCCAGUUGGCGCAGUACAACUUCAUCUUCGUCGUCGGGGAGAAGGAGCGGAGCAAUGGCACGGUGAACGUGCGCACGCGCGAUAACAAGGUGCACGGCGAGCACUCAGUCGACCACGUGGUGGAGCGCUUCCGCCAGCUGCGUGACAGCAAGAGUCAGGCGGCCGAGGAGGAGUUCUAGCGCGCCAGGCCCGGGUAGCUGGCGGGGGUUGUGAUCAGGUGCACGGCUCCAGCGACACGUCGCACCGCGGCACCAAACCGCUGUUUAAUUUGAUUCAUCCGACGGUCAUGGCAUGCGCUCAGUGGUCGUGCUCUCCGACGAGAUGCCUCCGCGGCUCUGACGUCACGACCAAAGAUCCGUUCCGGUUUGUUUACGUGGGUUCCCGCGUUCUUGUGAUCGGAACUUUUAGAUAAAUAUAUCGCUGCUGGCACCAAG